Messenger RNA from Mizuhopecten yessoensis (Yesso scallop), 979 nucleotides. RefSeq names its product putative methyltransferase DDB_G0268948. Gene Ontology annotation, molecular function: S-adenosylmethionine-dependent methyltransferase activity. The coding region runs from base 132 to 641 and encodes 169 amino acids. NCBI's taxonomy places the organism in Eukaryota, Metazoa, Mollusca, Bivalvia, Pectinida, Pectinidae. The record is from RefSeq and is a predicted model, not a curated record. The transcript is spliced from 4 exons.
GCGGACAGAGUACUCUCCCCUUGAGCAACCUAUGUAGGCAUGUUACUGGAAUAGAUAUUAGCAGGGAACAAAUCUUGGAAGCAAGAAAAGCCGCAAGUAAUAUCGACUUCAGAGUUGGUUCUGCAGAGGACAUGAGUUUCCAAGGUGAUGGAACUGUAGACCUCGUGACUACAGCUUCUACCAUUCAUUGGCUAGACAAACCGUCGUUUAUGACGGAGGUCAGCCGCGUGCUUCGACCAGGAGGUGUUUUGGCAGUGUAUUCAUAUGGAUUCGAUAUGAUACACAACAAAGAAGCACAACAGCUUGUAUGGGAGGGUUUAUUUAGAACCACGUUACGAGAUGACUGGGUUCCUGACGCGCACAUGCAUAUCGACAAUGGCUUAGCUUUGAUCGAACUCCCUUUCAACGAUUUCCAAAGGUUGGAGCCUUUACUGAUCGAGAGAGAAGUCGAUAUAGAUUCCUACAUUGGUUUUAUUGGAUCCUGGGCGCCAUGGCAAACAUAUAAGAAAAGGAACCGAGAGACCAACAUUUUGACUGAUUUAAGGCAGAGAUUGAGGACUCUGUACACAGAUGGUUUGACCGGUCAAAUCCGUCCAAUCAUCCUUACUUCACCAAUCUAUGUACUGCUGGGACGGAAAUAAAACAUGUAAUUCGGAAUAUCUGUAUUACACAAUAUUAUACGGGAAUAGCCUGUUGCUACUGGUGUAUUUAUCGUAGGUAAGGUAUUCCAUUAUUAAGAAAUGGUUUGGAGAACGUUAUGUGACAACGAAUAUAUAAUAAAUAUGCAUUAAAGAUUCUUGUAAACAUUAUUAAUUCAACGUUUAGGUUUUUUUAUCCUAACUGCAUUACCACUCUUAGGCAUGUGUGUUUUGAAUUCUUUUAUGUAUUUUGUUCUAGUAUACUAAGGAUGUUACUUUUGUUUUAAAGCAGCCAUUGUCCUCUGGAUGUUUUGUUUGUAUAUUUCGGGAAUAAAUGCAUU